AUGAUGAAGUGGUGCGACGACGGCGGAGUUGCCGGAGCGGCGAAGACGCUGCUGCUGCCGCUGAAGCCGCAGUUGAUGCGGUGGCAGAAACAGUUGGCAGUGUCGCCGGCCAAGACGCAGGUCCGCGAGCCCGAGGUGAUCAACGUGUGGGAGCUCAUGGACGGCCUCGAUGACAAGGACGAGGAGGGCGACGCCGACGGCGAGGAGCGGCUGGAGAAGUUGGCCCUAGGAUCGCCCGAGUUCGAUCCGGACGUCAUCACCGCGUUCCGGAAGGAGCUGGAUGAGAUACCCCCGCGGCCGGACGACCCCGGCAUCAAGGAGUGUAUGAAGAAGCCUGACGGCCUGGGCAGUGGCGGGGGCGGCGACGAGGUGGGCGUCAAGAAGCGCGAGAUACAGAGGUUCCCGGGCAUCGUGCGCGCUGGGCUCCACUGCGGGCAGCAGGAUCCCGCAGGUGUUCGCGGACGGCAGGCACCUGGGCAACGCCGUGGAGGUCCGCCGGAUGCACGAGGCCGGCAAGCUGUCGAAGGCGCUCGAGGCCUGCGAGAUGGCGCCCCCGCUGAGCUCCGGCGGCAAGGGCAUUGCCCUGGAGGCGUGCUCUAG
This is a messenger RNA of Miscanthus lutarioriparius, 600 nucleotides long. The record is from the annotation of a GenBank genome assembly. NCBI's taxonomy places the organism in Eukaryota, Viridiplantae, Streptophyta, Magnoliopsida, Poales, Poaceae.